This is a messenger RNA of Sphaerulina musiva SO2202, 3296 nucleotides long. RefSeq lists its product as uncharacterized. NCBI's taxonomy places the organism in Eukaryota, Fungi, Ascomycota, Dothideomycetes, Mycosphaerellales, Mycosphaerellaceae. Gene Ontology annotation, biological process: aromatic amino acid catabolic process; positive regulation of transcription by RNA polymerase II. The record is from RefSeq and is a predicted model, not a curated record. Gene Ontology annotation, molecular function: zinc ion binding; DNA-binding transcription factor activity, RNA polymerase II-specific. Gene Ontology annotation, cellular component: nucleus. The coding region runs from base 71 to 2971 and encodes 966 amino acids. The transcript is spliced from 2 exons.
GAGAGAGAGAGAGGGGAGCGAAGAAGCGGCUACCCGCGGUUUUCCGCAAAGCACCUCAGUCUCAGACACCAUGAACGGUCCCAGCGCUUCUCCACCGAGGCCACAACAGGAGCCCAAUGCGGUUGUGCAUCAACGCACAUAUCAGGCCUGUAUACCUUGUCGCCAGAGAAAGGUCCGCUGCGAUUUGGGUUCGGUCGAUAACCCUCACGAUCCACCAUGCACCAGAUGUCGUCGCGAGGCCAAAGAGUGCUACUUCUCGGCGACGCGUCGGAAGAAGAAAGCGCAGAGUGAAGAGCACGGUUCAGAUGCGGGCGAUGCGAGCGUCUACGAAGUUCGCCAGAACCGAAAGCGACCACGAACGUCCGCGCCAGCAGCCUCCCUCGAUGGACGCAAUGAAGAAGACGAGUAUGAAGAGCCUCCCCGUACACCGGGUGGGUCCAUUGGACGUACAGCACCACUCCGUAGGCCCGCUGCGCCGAAACACAUCGAGUAUGGAGAUGAGGACGUCAAGGCCGCCCAACACACCGCUCGAAUACUGCAACAAGCUGAAGUACAUGGCGGGCACGAUGCGCUCAAAGUCUUGUAUCAAGCGGCUGUACACGGCAGAAGCGACAGUAUGACCAGCAACAGCGUACGCCCCGCAUUCGCUUCGGGUAUCACCUCCAAUAGCCUGCCACCUAUAAGUAGUCCAGAUGGGCUCACCAGGAGUGAAAGCUACACGAGCUACAACAAUGGACCCCUAGGUGCCGUGACGAGCCGAGAUGGUACUUGGAAAACUCCCACAGACCAGCCUUCGCCUUCGAGCAACAGUAUCCUGGCUGCAACCUCCUACGAACGCGAAGCCCUCGCACUCGCCAUGAAAGCAUGGUCUCGCUUCCGCUUUGUCCGAGCUGGCUGGUUCACUGCCAAAGAGGGCAUUGACUAUAUCCUGUACUUCUACAAGCAUCUAUCGCCACUGACUCCUGUCGCGCUGCCGGAUUUCCAACAUCCCACCACACACAAGACUUUGCUGGAAGAAGAGCCGAUGCUGGCCAUCACAAUGCUACUGAUCGCCUCGCGCCACAUGAAGCUCGAUGGACCGGGUUCCCUGAGUCGGCCUAAUGCUAUUCACCAUAAGCUAUGGCAGUACCUAUCUGGUAUGAUCGAUCGAGUCGUAUGGGGCCAGGAGCAGUUUGGAGGUGGCUUUUGCGGAGCUGGAGGCCCAGGGGCUCAGCCAUGCUCUGAUGUGAAUCCGCUGACCCGCAAAGGCUUGCGAACUCUGGGUUCAGUAGAAUCCCUGGUUCUGCUGACGGAGUGGCAUCCUCGUGCUAUGCAUUUUCCGCCAGAUGAGGAUGAUGACGAUCUGAUGAUUCCUGACGAAGCUUGGGUGCCGCAGAUGAAUGUUGAGGAUGGUGUUCCUCGAGGAAUUGGAGGGCAUCGUAUGGACGCUUGGCUGGAGCCUUGCUGGCGUAGUGAUCGCAUGUGCUGGAUGCUGUUGGGCAUGGCCAUGUCACUAGCCAUGGAAAUCGGUGUCUUCGACUCGAGCGAAUGGCAGCGUCAUGCCACUGGACCCAAUGGUCAGCCACUAUCCGCAGGCCAGCUCUCCGAGUACGACCGGCGGCGCGGUAAUGUUCGCAACCUGCUUCUCGUGUACGUGACUCAAACCAGUGGACGUCUUGGCUUGACAUCGAUGCUUCCCGGGUAUUACAGUAAACCAGAGGACAGCGAUCUCUUUCGUCGACAGCUGGGCCAACAAGACAGUGUGCAUGAGACGACCUUCCACUUCUGGCUUCGCAUGGCGGCAUUGAUGCGUGAAGGCAACAACAAGAUUUUUGCCAAUAAGACUUUCACUCGCGAUCUCAUUCGCAAUGGCAACUACAAGGCUGCCUUGGACCAAUUUGCAGGUCCCAUGAACCAAUGGAGGACUGAGUUUGACGAAGCACGCUCAAUUCCUAAGCAUAUGCGAGCGAUUCUCGAAAUCGAAUACGAGUACUGUCGCUGUUACUUGAAUGCGCUAUCACUCCAGGCCGUCGCAGAGCGAUGUGCCAAUGAACAUCCAUCACCAGAGCAAGUUCUCGAUCCACCUCUAGAAAUGGCUCGGUCUGCCAUCGAAGCUGAUGGAAACAAGUCAGAAAUUGCAAUAGCGCCUACGACUCUGUCCAAAUGGCUUGGAGGUGAUCGACAGUACGUGCUGAAUGUGGGAGAUGCUGCUCGCAAGCUGCUCAAGGUUGUCGUCGAUGACCUCUAUCCCGAUGAGGCCCUACGACAUGCUCCUGUACGCACAUAUUUUCGCAUCAUCAGCGUCGCCAUCAUGUUACUGAAGUCCUUUGCACUGGGGGCUACCGAAAGCGACAUCACAGAGUCGCUUAAGCUCAUGGAUCGCACUGUGGAAGCGUUGCGAACUUGCAUAGUGGAUGAUGUUCAUGUCGCAAGUCGUUUCGCCGAUCUUCUGGAUACGUUGUCAUCGAAUCUCAAGCCGCGAUUGGUGCGUAUCGCCGCUGAUGGUCGCGCAGGCCGCAGUCGCCGCCAGAGCAACCACAACCUGGAUCCAGCCAUGGCAAUGUCAGACCGGCGUCACGUCCAGCAAUCUCCACAGGCUGUGGCUGGCGCGAUGCCGAGCAACCAGCAAUGGAGUUACAACAGUACUAUGAUGCCGCCUUCCAACGACAUGAACAACAGCCCACUCUUUGGUAUUUCUGGGAUUUCCAACGACUAUCACGACCUCAUGGGUACCGACAACAGCUACUCCGUCAUGCCGCCACCAGGCUUCAGCCAAUCUUCACCCAAUACCCUGAACGGCGCAGGCGGAAGCUACGAUUCCUAUUCUGCAAACGGGACGUUCAGUGGUGAUUGGCUGGCUCUGCCACUCGAUCCUUUACUGAACAUGUCUGGAGCCGAUGUUGAUCAGACCAUGUAUGGACCACAGCUCGGAGGCCACGAUAUGCUCGAAUACCUGCUUGCCAACCCUGAAGCGAGCAAUGGAUUCAAUUAGCGCCGCUUCUCUGCCUUUGUGUCUGUCCUGUCCUGCGAGGAGACAUACAUUUAUGUUUGUUAACGGCGGCUUUAUGUGUUUGAUGACUUCUUACGACUAUGAAUGCAGCAUGGCUAUUGCCCGAUGUGCUGCUCCAUUUAAACGAGCACAGUAAGCGACUACAAUGUGUGUGGUUUCAGAGAGAGAGUGUGUGUGUGUUUCAUAGAUCCCUAUGUUUCAUCAUAUAGAAGCGAGAUUCUUCUUUCUUUUUUUGUUUUUGUUUGCCGCAAAACCACUAUGUGAGCGUUCUGUUCUGUUCUUGUCUUUUGACUCUUUGAGAUACCCC